This is a messenger RNA of Chlorocebus sabaeus (green monkey), 783 nucleotides long. RefSeq names its product S100 calcium binding protein A3 (gene S100A3). Lineage: Eukaryota; Metazoa; Chordata; Mammalia; Primates; Cercopithecidae. Gene Ontology annotation, molecular function: transition metal ion binding; calcium-dependent protein binding; calcium ion binding. The record is from RefSeq and is a predicted model, not a curated record.
AGUGAGUCACUGGGCUAGCAUGGAAAAAACUCUUGCCUUCCUGGCCACCUUCGGGUUUUCCCAGGCUGGAGGCAUCAUCCCAGAAUGGCGGUGGAAGGGGAGAGUUGAAGUGAGGGGAGUGAGGAUGGCCAGGCCUCUGGAGCAGGCGGUAGCUGCCAUCGUGUGCACCUUCCAGGAAUAUGCAGGGCGCUGUGGGGACAAAUACAAGCUCUGCCAGGCGGAGCUCAAGGAGCUGCUACAAAAGGAGUUGGCCACCUGGACCCCGACUGAGUUUCGGGAGUGUGACUACAACAAAUUUAUGAGUGUUCUGGACACCAACAAGGACUGCGAGGUGGACUUUGUGGAGUAUGUGCGCUCACUUGCCUGCCUCUGUCUCUACUGCCACGAGUACUUCAAGGACUGCCCCUCAGAUCCCCCCUGCUCCCAGUAGCCUCUGCUCCAGGGGGUGCGCCGGCUGUUGGGGGCUGGGCAUGUCUCCCACACUCCCUCCUACCCUCUCUCCUGUACCCCUUUCAAUCUGGACUUGCCCAGGUCUUCCGUGAUCAGUUAACCCAUUUUACCUAGGAGGCCCAGAGAUGUGAGGGCUCCUUUCCCAGGAUGCCCAGCAAGUGAGGGGUAGAGCCACUCUGGGCCCCAGCCUGCCUGCUGCACCCCUGCGGCCUCCCUUGUGGAUGGGAGGAGGCGGGAUCUGCUGUGAGGCCCUCGAGGCUCAGCAGAGCGUGCACCAAUGAGACCACGAUGGGAAAGGGCCUAUUUAACUCCUAAUAAAAAACUGGCAUCAGC